AUGGGCAUUGUGUACAUUCCCGUCCUAAAGAAAAAUGGAGUGUCGAUGUUUGACGAGUCCCUUCCAUCCCCGCUCUUUGGAAGGGUGACAGAGGAGGAGUGGAAGGAGAUCCUCGCUUAUCUCAACAAAGCUCUUUUCAAGCGCAGGAACAGGUCAGUAUUUAAGCUGCUAGCUCCCUUUAUAAUUGGAAACAUCUUCAGAGCCAUAGCACACUCCUACGUCGACAGAAAAGUAAAGAACUACCUGGACAAAAAGAACCUUAUGCUGAGCCACUGCGGCGUGCACAUACACCACCCUGCGGAAAGGAUGUACUCUGGCCUGGAUGUGUCUAUUUAUACAGUUGCUGGGUCGCCAUUUAAUAUGUAA
Messenger RNA from Nematocida minor, 366 nucleotides. RefSeq lists its product as uncharacterized. NCBI's taxonomy places the organism in Eukaryota, Fungi, Microsporidia. The coding region runs from base 1 to 366 and encodes 121 amino acids. The record is from RefSeq and is a predicted model, not a curated record. The transcript has a single exon.